Messenger RNA from Puntigrus tetrazona (Sumatra barb), 6953 nucleotides. It is a transcript of the gene kctd16b, whose product is annotated as potassium channel tetramerization domain containing 16b. Gene Ontology annotation, biological process: protein homooligomerization; regulation of G protein-coupled receptor signaling pathway. Bases 648 to 1925 code for a protein of 425 amino acids. Lineage: Eukaryota; Metazoa; Chordata; Actinopteri; Cypriniformes; Cyprinidae. The transcript has 2 exons. Gene Ontology annotation, cellular component: postsynaptic membrane; presynaptic membrane. Gene Ontology annotation, molecular function: protein binding. The record is from RefSeq and is a predicted model, not a curated record.
UUUCCCGCGCCACAGCCCCGAGAGCGAGCGCCGCCGCACGAUCUUCGCUCCUAAACCCCAAACCCCGGGAUUAUGUCAGAGGAUCAAAGACGGGAUUUUCUUCUAAACAGCUGGGAUUAUCGAUCGACCCCCCCGGCCGCUGUAAAAUACGCGAUUUGAACUGUUUUCAAUUACAUUCUUUCGAAACUAUCCGGUUCGGCCGUUAAAAGUUGGAUUCGAACCGCCGCUGAACUCGCAAGGAACUUUGGAGCCGCUUAACCGAAAAAAAACAGAUAAUGCUUUUUGCGGAAUUUAAACAGCGUCUUCCGUUCGCGUACACGUGUACUAUCUUUUUCAGGCGAAGGAAUAAGCAGCCGUGUCCAUCCGCUGCUGAGCAACCGAUCUUUCUUCUCGCGGAGCGACUCUCCGCUGUGCGCCUGUAGUUCCAGCUCGGAUACUCCGCCGUUCACCCCCUUUUUUAUUUUGUUUCAUCCGCCGAGAAGAGGUAGUUUUUUUUUUUUGUAACCGCAAGAUACCUGCUCCAACCAGUUGGUUGAAAUGCUCUUUUUAUUGCCGUUUAAUGUGCACGGUCCGUCGUCUGUAUUUUCCAAACCCUCCCCGAAGCUGUAAAGAGCGAACUUUCCGAAUACGGAUAUUUUUGGGCACCCAUGACCGAAACGAUGGCGUUAAGUGGAAACUCUAGAGCUAAAGACAACAGCUUUCCAGACGUUAUUGAACUAAACGUCGGGGGGCAAGUGUAUUAUACCCGCCACACCACGUUAAUCAGCAACCCCGGCUCUCUUUUGGGGAAAAUAUUCUCUCCUAAAAACAACGCGUCGAAUGAUCUGGCCAGGGACCCCAAAGGUCGUUACUUUAUCGACCGGGAUGGGUUUUUGUUCAGGUACGUGUUAGACUACCUCAGAGACAAGCAAGUUGUCCUCCCCGACCACUUCCCCGAGAAGGGAAGGCUGAGGAAAGAAGCGGAGUACUUUCAAUUGCCAGACUUGGUUAAACUCUUAACCCCGGACGACUCGAAGCCCAGUCCCGACGAAUACAUCCACAGCGACUACGAGGACGGCUCUCAAGGAAGCGACCAGCGGAUGUGCCCUCCGCCGUCGCUCGUCCCCGCCGACAGAAAAAGCGGCUUCAUCACUGUGGGAUAUCGCGGGUCUUGCACGAUGGGCAGGGAGAGUCAAACCGACGCCAAAUUCCGGAGGGUGCCGCGGAUUAUGAUUUGUGGGAGGAUCGCGCUGGCCAAAGAAGUUUUCGGCGAGACCCUGAACGAGAGCAGGGACCCGGACAGGACCCCUGACAGAUACACGUCCCGCUUUUACCUCAAGUUCAAGCACCUGGAGCGCUCUUUCGACAUGCUCUCGGAGUGCGGCUUCCAGAUGGUCGCCUGUAACUCGUCGGUGACGGCCUCGUUCGUCAACCAGCACACCGACGACAAGAUAUGGUCAAGUUACACUGAGUACGUCUUUUACCGUGGCCCGUCUCGAUGGUCUUCUCCACCUUGCGACUGCUGCUGCAAGGGUCACAAAGGCGAAGGCGAAGGCGAAAGCGGAACCUCCUUCAACGAACUCUCCACCUCCAGCUCAGAGAGCCACUCCGAGGCCAGCUCGCCGCAAGGUACCGUCAUCCGAGGGCCUGUCAGCCGACAGACGCACGUGCAGACACUGGACAGGCCUCCCAAGAAAGGCCCCGUUCAGCAUCUCCUGCAGCAGCAGCAGUCCGAGCAGCGACGUAAGAGCGACCUUCUCCGGACGCUCACCGCAAGUUCCCGGGACACCAGCACCUGCAAGAAGCGUCCAGCGAAAGAAAAGUUGACUGUGGAAGAGGAGCUGGAGAAGUGCAUCCAGGACUUCCGCAAGAUCAAGAUUCCCGAGCACUUUCCCGAGCGCAAGUACAUGUGGCAAGCCGACCUCCUGCGCAAAUACCGUCUUUGAGGAAUGGCGGUAACCUAAAAGCGCAAGCUACAAUAGCGUACGUGUUCACUACUAAUACUACAACUACUAUUGCUAGUACACUCCACUCUACUACUGCCUCUGACUCGUUGUCAAUGUCUCUCGAUAACCCGAGCGACCACUUCAUCCGCUCAAACGCUAAUUGUUUACCUGUAGACACUUACAUUUUUGUAGAAUUCCAGAGAGACGCGAGUGUUUUCGAAAGACGCACCACUACUUGUCUCUUUGGUUUCGAUCUCCCUUGCCGAGUUACACUUUGCGUGUAAUCGCGUUUGUUACAACUGAAUUUUUGACCUCGGUAUGUUAGUGCCACGGCGACUGAGUUGAGGUGGCCCAGAGGUUGAAAGAUGAAUGUGUAUCCAGCUCAUAAAUAAUGCAUGUGGUCCCAACUGUGCCCUUUCUAAGAAUAGCCACUGCCUUGGCGGAUGUAAGAGUGGGUUUCCAUUUCAACACUCUGAGAAGCACAGAAGACCAUGGAGCCAAGCUUUUUCGGAUUCUCCACGUUCCAUUUUCAUACCUCAGCCGAGCUACAAUAAAAGUCACAGCAUAAAAGGGUUGUGGGUGGAAACUCAAUAGCAUCACAAAAAGGCUUUGAAACUGCUGCAUGAAAUCUAUUGAUUUAAACAUGAUAUUCCAAAUGGGAGUAGAUGACGGCUUACUCCUGAGGUCAAAGUUUAAAUAUGGAAAAUUCAUGACAAUAACAGGAAAGGGUAAAGAUUAUAUGCUGGAAGCAAUCACUCAUUGAUCAACAUGAACAUAGUUUAGGGUCAUGCAAUCUUUUUGCCGUUCAUUCCAUCACAUACAAUAUUGAACGAAUAUGAGAAAUGGAAGACGUGUUUGCUCGGUAAGGAAUAUUAAUUUUGAGACCUAUACAUAACUGAGGAUAAUUCAGUGGAAACGUUGGUGUAUGUCAUGGUUAAUAGUGAACAAUAUCCUUAAUAAACACCAAUAAAGCUUAGAUAUAUUUUGUUUAACUAAUUUUAAUUUAAGUCGCUGCUACUGAGUUUAUUUUAAAACUGUGCUAAGGAAAAUGGAUUAAUAGCUUACAAUAUUUAAAUAAAAACUAAAAUAAUAAUAAUAAUAAUACCACAUUUUAUUUCAAACUGUUCAAUUACAAUGGACAAUUAUGGAAAAAAAUGCUGCUUCAUCAUUAAUUUUCUUUCCUAUAUUUUAUACCCUUACUAAUGAACAGCCGUAAACUGAGUUUAUGCUUUUAAUGUAACACAAUAAUUGCAAAAAUGUGACUAGACGUUCAAAGAGAGGCGCAUAAGUUUAUACUGUACUGCAAGAUGUGGACCUUUUGAUUUGUAUUGCAUUUUAUAUAUAUACUUAUAUAUAUAUAUAUAUAUACACUUGUUAUGAAAUCGAUUCAGUACGUAAAUGACAGACACGGUCUUGCAAACUCUUUUGCAAGUAGCCCUUUGAAUUGGAAUAUAAAUUAAAAUUCAUUGAGCGCUAAUCAAAAUCUAGCCUCCAGCCUCUCAUUCUCCUAUCACGAAGUCUACUUACCACAGAUAUAAAAAUGAAAGGGCAGAGAGAAUAUCAUCUAUAAUAGAAUAGAUUAUUUAUUAACUGGGUGCGUAAAAGGAUAUAUGAAAAGUCAUUAUUUUAUUGCACAGGUUUCCAACUUUAUUCCCAAACGCUGUCCAUAUUGUAAAAUAAUAACAUUGCGAAUCACUUGUAAAUAACAUUAAAACGUAUUUUAUAUGAAUUGCACUUGUAAUCUUUAAUAGAUUACUCUUAGAUCACUCAAGACAGCUAAACAAUAAAAGUGUUUGGAAUCCAUAUGAAUAUAUAUAUAUAUAUAUAUAUAUAUAUACAAAUUAUAUAAUAAAGUACCAGAUGAAGCUACAGUAUCUGAAUGGGAAAAGACACAACUGUGGAAUUAAAGUUGAGCUGUUGUAUGUCACACAUGAGCACAACUCACCUAAAGCACAAACUCACCGCUUCUUUAUACCAGGAAGUACCUGGGCAUUCAGGUGGCAUCCACGCUGUGCUGUGCAGGCACCACAAAACAACACUCUAGCUUCUGUAAUUGGCUAUUAUUUCCUAUUUAUUUCAUAUAGGCCUACAUCUAUAUGUACACUGUUUUGGAGAUAUAUAGCAAUGGCUAUAUAUUUUUAUACAGUAGCCAGAAAGAGAGAUCAAUACAUGAUCAUUUGAUUAAAUAAAAGAGUCAGAGAUGGAAUUAAUGGCGUGAAAUUCCAACUAAAUUUUGAGUCACACUAUUAGGUGGUCUUAACUGCUAUGCACUUGCAUCAAAAAAUAUGUACUUAUUGUGGUCAUAUAAGACACUUUUGCUGCUAUUGGCGGGGGAUACGGGUCAGGGACUGGUUUGGUGGGAUGGGUAGGUUUAAAGGAUGGGUCAGCGGUGUAGUUAUACGUGUAAUUACAGGAAAUAAUUACAGAUAUUAAUAUCAGUACAACGUAAGAACAUGUAUGUACACAAUAAGUGCAUUUCACUUUAAAUGUAAGUACAUUUAAGGACACCUAAUAUAAAGCGGGAUGUUUACACCACAUCGCUAAUCACAGCCAGAUGAAGUAGAAAGCGGGAAAACCCGUCUCUCCCGUUUAAAGAUGCUUUCACACUGGCAGCGGUUCACGUGAAACAUUACAAUAAUCCGACUGGCUGUUAUCGCGCUGCGUGUAGCAUUAGCACUGAACUAGGCCUCUUUCACACUCCGUGCAAAACAGCAUUGGAUUUGGCCAAAAUACAGUAAAAAUGCCCUAUAAUUAUAAUUACCGUAACAACGUUGUGCAAUAUAUGCUUUUAAAUAAGGGAUUAACUACUCGCCUGCUUUCAUUUCUGUUUUCUAGCGUAAUAACACAAAAAGUGUAAUAAAUCCGGGGUCCGUUCUGUGUAAAAUUAAUUACUUCGGAGAUAUAAUAUGAUCCCGCUCCUCAUGCAAAUCAGAUUUCACAAUGAUCAGGUUUGCAAAAGUUGGUGGUGCAUAACCGCUUGAAAAUGCGUUCUCAUUAUGAGGUGCGUGCGGUUUACAUUGGAGAACAAAAUGGCAAGAUAUCGUCAAGCCCGUGAGAAAGUCUCGAAGGAACCGGCGGUAAAUUAGCCUUUUGGGUUCUGCAUCAUUCUACCGCACGCUCUUGAUAACCAUUGUAUAAUUUACGGCCAUUAUUAGAGCAAAUGUUCCCGCUGCUGCUUCUCUUGCGAUGCGGUGUGAAACAGGCCUCAGAGUUGCUGAUGUUCAUUUGAAAUUCCAGGCCCAUGACACAGGUUUCAUCUCACUUCUCUCAGAGGUACGGCUCUCAGCGCUUUCACAUUGGCGCAUUUUUCAAUAUUCUGCAAUAUUCCUCGUAACUGUCAGAAAAUAAUGAGAACAUCUUUUUUUCUUUUUCUUAAAUGAUCCUGUCUUUCUCAGACCGGACGGGAUAGCCCGGUUCCCCCUUCUCUGUGUUAAAGGAAAAGCUCGCGUCUUGCUAUUUAUUAAAGUCCUCGGCAAGCUGUAGCUUGAGAUCAGUGUUAUGCUGUUGUGCUCGACAUGUUUAUUUAUUAUUUAUAUACGCUCGCGCGUUCGGUUUCGCACCAACCGAUAAUUUCAGAUAACUAAAGAAACACCUCUGCUAAUAAACCGGCAGCGAAUUAUAGUCUUCCGCACAGCCGGGAUCGGAAAUCGGCCAAAGGAUGAGGCUGCAGGUAUCAGUAAAAGUGACAAAAAUGUCAAAAUGUAUGAUUUUUUUUUUGUUUGAUAUAUUUCGUAAUAUUCUGAUAAAGGCCUUAGACAUAGAUAAAACGUGUUGCGCUAUAUGUUAUAUCUUCCCGAAGGCAUACAAUCAGUUAAAAAUGAUCGGCACUGCAUCAAGCAGAAAUGUAAAACCCUAUUUUUUUGCAAAAGUUAAAUUAUAUAAUAAUAAUAAUAAUAAUAAUAGGCAUUAAAACUACACUGUACAUACUCUUAAAUUCAAACACGAAGAAGGAUCGUUUAUCAUUGUUACCCAACGCAAUCGCUCAGUUCAUUACUCUUUUGGCGAUUUUGUUGGCUAAUUCAUCCGAAAUGUUCUUUUUACGAAGAAAAUACGAAUUUUUUUUAUUUUUAAUGUAAUGCACUUACGACCCAGUUGCGUAAGGAUAGAGGCGGAUCUCAUGCUUCUUCUAUUUACUUCUAAAAAUCUAGUCCAACGCCGCACAAAUUCGUACGAAUCUUCCACCAUCAUUUCAUACGAGUUUCACAUUGAGCGCUUGCACCCGUUAAAGAUUGUACGACGUGCGCAAAACCUCUCAAAGCGGUCCGUUUUGAAGUUCGCUCUGUAUUUUCUCGAGCGCGCGGAGGAAUGAAAGAGACGUUUAGGAUCGUUGUUGAUGUCUACGUCGUUGCGCGCAAUGGAAAAUGUGCAUCAAGACGUACCAGUCGAGUGAAGCGGGUUCGAAAAGAAAGGAAAUGCGACGGUACCGAGCAACUUUUUGAAACGGGCCAGCGAGGAGAAAUGUUUGGCGCAUGUUUUGGAGGCACUGCGUCUGUUUCGGCUUCUUUCGGAUGUUCACAUGCUCGUGGCCCGCUCUCCCGCCAGGCAGGCCUGCUUAAGAUGUCGCCUGGCGUACCAACAGCGACACCCCCUAUUGUUUGAGCGCUUUUUAUGUUUUCUUUUAAACCCACGAAAAAGACGGGGGAAAAAAACAGACUGACAAAACCGUACGUGCGAGAAUAAAACUAAUAAGCGAAUGCAUUAAAACGCUCCGUUUGAAAAGGUGCAGAACACGCCACAAAAAAGGAUGUCGUUCGGUGUUGUUUCGACUUCAAAAAAGGUCCGGAUCAUUGUGCGCAUGCCAGUGUAUGAAUUAUUGCAAAAUGUUUGUCUGUUCGUGAUGUUAAAACAUACCAAAAAUACAGGGAAAAAAGGUAAAGCACAAAGUGUGGGUUGUGUCUGCUAAUGUUUGCCACAAAUGUACUGUAUAUUGUUAUGUAUAAAAGAGAGCAUCGUCUGAGAUGUCUUUAGAUACAAGCAUAGAGGAUUUAAAAAUGUACGAGUACAUCAAAUAAAGUUCUAUAGAAACCA